AUAAUGUAGCGGUCCUGCCGACCGAAGGAAGCAUUUCCCUCCCUGUAUUGAAUAAUUCUAAAGAUCAAUGAUCACCAUUGAUCUAAGAAAGACCCUUUAUUUCCCCAUGGUGCUCCACGCAAUUAGUGGAUUACAUCACAUGUGGAUUUCACGGUCAUGUUUAUAGACCAACGCCGGUUAACCAAGAAACAAGCGAUGCAAGCAGAGAGAUUGCUUACUGCUUGUUGCUGGUUGACGCGGUGAUGUAACGUUCUCGCUCCAAUGCCGGAGAAAUGUUUUUGUUUUAACUUUUUGUAUGUGUCACCCGGCAGCGCUGACUGAACCCCAACAAGGUCUCAGUCACGUGGCCGAACUAAUGAAGCCAGAGUGGACGACGCCCGGUUUGACUUUCUCUUUUCUCUUAUUUCUUUUCAGAUCGGGAGAAUGAGUUCUUGCGACGGCAAGUUAAAAGACCCGCGAAUGACGCCGGGGCGGUUGUUGUAUUGUUGUUGUGGUGUCGUUGUCCGGUGGGAUCGUCGUCCGCGUGGGAUCGUUUGCGGCGUGAGUUUGGUUGGAGUUUCGGUUCGCGGGUGUGGUGCAUCGAUUUUAUUAUUACAUACAAUCUAUCUUUAGUUAAUAAAGUGUUUGUAGUUUGUUUCAGUGUACCUAGAGUUACAUUAAGUGAAACGAAAGAAAGCCAGUGCAGUGCCGUGACCACCACGGCUAUACAUUCUGGUGACAGCGCAAAAGCGCUAAACAAGUGCAGGCACGCCGUUUGUGACUGGAAAGUGAAAAAGAAUAAUAACCUAUUGAAGUAUCUAAGACCCAGCUGGUUACUACAGAAGAAAUCGUGUAAGUGUUGCGCAAAAAACUAUUAGGCGAAACAGUGUGAAUCAUUCAGUUGAGUAGAACUCUUGAACCGUGCACAGUUUGAGUGUGAUGCUGAUCUCGGAUUCCUUUCAACGAAAAUUGUUGUGUUACUCAUCGAGUCAAAACAGAGAAAAAGUUGGACCCACUGGAUACUACUGAGUCGCACAUUUGCAAACCGCUUGCAAAUCGAUCACUGCCAGAUCAUUUCCUACAAGAGGAACUAAGUAUCUUCAUCGGACCCAGCAAUAUGAUGCAGAAUAAUGGGUAAGUCGAAUCAAUAUUUUUUUUAAUUGAGUGAUUUUAAGAGAAGUGCGUAUGUGUAUAUGAUUUUGGUUCUCUUAGCACAAAAUGAAAGUUACAACAUUCUAAUAGAAUGCUAUUACUGUAUCUUUUUUAUUUGAGUUUGAGAAAGGCAAGUAACAAAAAUUGCACGUAAAUAAAUCCUUUUUUUAUAAUUAUAUUUGUUGGCUUUUUCACAUGAACUCUUGAUCAAAUUGAAGAUUAUGAACUAUGAAUAUUGCAAUCUUUGGAAUGUUUGAACAUUUUAUGGCAGUUUCGUUUCUCAAGAUCAUGUUAGUAAAGCAUGUAAAAAAGUUUUAUUAUUUGUGAAUAAAUCCUUUUUGCUUUUCUCACACCAUAAAAACAUUAAAUAAAUACCACUUGUAUUCGAUCCACAGCCCUGAGUAACGGGAGCAACAUAUUUUGACUAAUUAGAUAAAGUGUUACUCAAUGAAUUUCUUAUUCAUUUGUUGAUCAAUUCAAAAUAUUUUGGUGGUAAACAAAAUGUACAAUAUUGCAAAAUUUAUAAGAAAAAUUUAAUUUUAAUGAAUCAUCUGAUUUAAUCACGAAUCUACCAAAAAAAUCUAUCAACAAUUUAUUUCCCGGCUGGUUUCUCCUACUAUUUUAACGGAUUUGGAAUGAACAUGGGUGUGAUUAGAAACAAACAUAGGUUGCUGGAGAUGAGAGCAAAGAUCGUGUUACUGCGACAAACACGGCCAAACCCUAUCGGUGAAGCUUUAUUUUUCGCGCUUUUCGAUUAUUGCCUUUAUGGAUGGCCAUUAGUAUGGGACAAAUAUCAAAUCCUCGCUCCAGUCGACUUUUUAGAUCCCAUUUGGAUCCCAUAUGAACUGUGCAAAAUUUCAGCGCAAUCGGUGAAACUAUAAUUUAGCGCAAGCGGUUCAAAGUUUUCAUAGGAUUUACUAUGGGAAAAGUUACACUUUCAGAUAAAAAAUCCCAGAGGGCGUCCCUUGUCUCCUUAAUUCAAAUCGAUCAAUGUUUCUUGUAGAAAAAUCAAUUAUGAAACUUUCCUUCGAAGACCGCAAAACAAUUGGAUGCUUGUGGAAAAAGUUAUUGAUUUAUUACCGAUUAGUGAUCCCAUGAACGGCUUUUUGUUUUGUUUUAUUAGCAGCACUGUAGCGGCUGCCUUGGCUGCUGCUGUUUCUGGGGGUGGUGAUGCCUCCCGCCACCCCAUGCAACAACGGCAGCAGCAGUGCUGCUAAUUAAACAAAACAAAAAGCCGUUCAUUGAAUCACUAAUCGAUAAUAAAUCAAUAACUUUUUCCACUAGCAUCCAAUUGUUUUGCGGUCUUCGAAGGAAAGUUUCAUAAUUGAUUUUUCUACAAGAAACAUUGAUCGAUUUGAAUUUAGGAGACAAGGGACGACCUCUGGGAUUUUUUAUCUGAAAGUGUAACUUUUCCUAUAGUAAAUCCUAUGAAAACUUUGAACCGCUUGCGCUAAAUUAUAGUUUCACCGAUUGCGCUGAAAUUUUGAACAGUUCAUAUGGGACCCAAAUGGGAUCUAAAAAGUCGACUGGAGCGAGGAUUUAUUUUUUCCAUACAAGCGUGUACCAUACUAAUGGCCAUGUGAUGAUAUUAGGAGUGUUGAUGGCACGGCUUGAUUUAUGGAUGAUAUUAAUUGAUAUCUAUUAAUAUUAAUUAAAUAAUUUGCUGAAGGAAAAACUAAAUACGAAGAAGCACGACUGGAAAAUAUUUCUGUUUUAUUCAAUAGUUCUCUCGUAAUUGAUUAUGGAUUUUUCACUUGCGUGGAAUAAGUAACCAUCACAAAAUUAAUCCACCAUUAAAAAUGUUGGUAUUGAAAGUGAAUUACUCUAAACUCUUGGUAAACAUCAACGAAGGCCAUUAUUAUAUGAAAUAGUGCUCCCCAUAGCUCUUCAAAAAAAUGGCAUUUCCUAGGUAUUCCCAACGGGAUAGAUUCUUCCGAGAAUCGCGAGACAGACUCGAGAGAGAGUCUGAGGAAGAGAGAGAGUAUGAGGAAGAGGAAUUAAGAGGCAUUCAUAGGCGACUACAACCGGGUCGGGUUGAUAAGCCACGAGACAAUAACAACAACAACUACUACCGGAACACUAACAACAGCAACAACAACAAUUACAACCGCAACAACAACAAUUACAACCACAACAACAACAAUUACUACCAGAACAACAACAAUUACAACCACAACAACUACAACAACAAUGGUUAUAACCAACAUAACAACAAUAGCGAUGCUGUUAACAAUAAUAAGGCAGCAAUGGAAGCAGAGAAAUAUAAGGAAUUAUGGGAGGAAUCAGAAGAAUCAAAAGCUCGAUUAGAAAAACUGUUUCAACGUGACAUAAAAGAACUUUGUGAAGAUAGGCGGGAUGCUGCUAACGAUAUGGCUGCAAAAGAAAAGAAAUUUGUUAACAAGUUGAAAGCUUUGGAAGCUAAGCUGAGCAAUGAGAAAAUAUUGAAUAAAGCAUUAAGCCAGGAAGUCACGAUGCUGAAGAUGCGAGAGGAAGAGCAUGCUUUAUCGGUUGCUGAGAACAAAACGGCAAUUAAUUCCGAAUUGGAAAGUAAAGAAAGUGAAGUACGCAAAUUGAAGGUGCAACUCGAAAGCAAUAAGAAGAACUACGAGAAUAAGUUGGCCGAACUGAACUUCACCAUCCAGGAAAUGAAGAAGCGUUCCGUGGAAGAUUCUGAUAUUGCGAAGGAACUGGAGGAAGCGAAGAAGAAGAUGAACAAGGACAUCGAAGUACUGCAGCGGCGAAUCUUCGAACUGCAAGCCACCAACGAUCGGCUGGACAAGAGCAAAAAGAAUAUCCAGUCGGAGCUGGAGGAUGCCACCAUCGAGCUGGAGACGCAGCGUACUAGGGUGCUAGACUUGGAAAAGAAGCAGAAGAACUUCGACAAAGUUCUCGCCGAGGAGAAGGCCGUCAACGAUCAGCAUGCCCAGGAACGCGAUGCCGCCGAGCAGGAAGCUCGCGAAAAGGAAACCAAGGUGUUGUCGUUGACGCGGAAGCUGGACGAAGCGUACGAGAAGAUCGAGGACCUGGAAACGAAACGGAAAGCACUGCAGAACGAGUUGGAGUCGAAGUUUAUGGAAUUCGAGCAAAAGACUUUGGAUUUGGAAAAGGAGAACCAUCACAUGAAAACGGUUAUCAUUAAUUUAGAGCAAGAGAAAAGUGACAUUUCUUCGAAGUUUGUGAAAUUCGAACGAAAGAUUUUGAAUCUAGAAAUGGAGAACCAUCGUAUGGAGACGAUUGUUAAUAAACUUGAGCAAGAGAAGAAUAACCUAUCUUCGAAGUUAAUGGAUUCCGAGCGAAAUAUUUUGGAUUUGGAAGAAGAAAACCAUCGUAUGAAAACUGUUAUCAUCAAGUUGGAGCAACAGAAGAGCGACAUUAGUAAACACUUGCCAGAAUCUAUUGAUAAAUCGGAAAAGCUACUCAAUGAAAAGGAUACGUUGUCAACUAAAGUUCAAGAACUAGAAGAAAAUUCAAAAUGUUUCAGUAGCUAGGUCCAAGUUUCAAAGGUCCAACUGAUAAUUUUUGCGUAAUUAAAGAGGAAAUGCAGAACAAAUUGACUUCACCACUGAAACAACUAACGAAAGCCCAUGCGGAGAAAGCAGUGAGCGAAUACCGCAAUACUAAAACUCGGUUGAAAUUGCAACAGCUACAAGAAACUACCUAUGAUAACAAGAACUUUUUUCAAGAAUCCCAAAGCCAAAUCAAACAACAAGAAAGUGCUCAUGCCAAAGAGGAAGCAACUAUUGCGAGUCUCGCAAAAAGGAAAGACUUCGAACCACUCGACAAUGAUGAUGAUUAACCUGGGCUUGUUAGGGGAAUAUCUGUAAAUAAAAGAAAAUCGGGUUAAGUACGGUUC
Aedes albopictus (Asian tiger mosquito) is the source of this 4984-nucleotide messenger RNA. Its product is annotated as myosin heavy chain, non-muscle-like. The coding region runs from base 3027 to 4619 and encodes 530 amino acids. Gene Ontology annotation, molecular function: actin filament binding; microfilament motor activity. The transcript is spliced from 2 exons. The record is from RefSeq and is a predicted model, not a curated record. Gene Ontology annotation, cellular component: myosin II complex; cytoplasm; myosin filament. NCBI's taxonomy places the organism in Eukaryota, Metazoa, Arthropoda, Insecta, Diptera, Culicidae.